This is a messenger RNA of Camponotus floridanus (Florida carpenter ant), 1199 nucleotides long. RefSeq names its product ER membrane protein complex subunit 4 (gene EMC4). The record is from RefSeq and is a predicted model, not a curated record. Gene Ontology annotation, cellular component: EMC complex. Bases 143 to 679 code for a protein of 178 amino acids. NCBI's taxonomy places the organism in Eukaryota, Metazoa, Arthropoda, Insecta, Hymenoptera, Formicidae. Gene Ontology annotation, biological process: protein folding in endoplasmic reticulum. The transcript is spliced from 3 exons.
GUUAGUUGUCGCGACAGUCGCUACUACAGUUAUUUCUGUUUUUGUUCGAAUAUCGCCGAUCAUUCGUAUCAUCGCAUCGUCCUCCAUAAUUUCUUCGAGACUAUAAACGAUACGUGAAUUUAUAAGAACGCAAAUUAUACGGAUGACGAUGACGGCGAAUUCCAAACAGAGUUCCAAGCGAUCAAAAUGGGCCUUAGAUUUUGCCCACAAAACGAAACAAGACAAAAGCGUGGAAAUACCAUCUCCACCAGGAUACACACCUACUGGUUCCCUCUUUCACAAUGUGGAGUACAUGAGAGAAUCGGAUUCCAAUCAUCUCAUAAUAAAGAAGUCCUGGGACUUGGCGUUGGGACCUCUUAAGCAAGUGCCCAUGAACCUAUUCAUCAUGUACAUGGCUGGCAGUUCAAUUUCAAUUUUUCCCAUCAUGAUGGUCGGCAUGCUCAUUAUCAGGCCAGUCAAGGCGUUAUUCACAUUGCAACAAACAUUCAAAGUGAUCGAAGGAACACACGCGUUUGGGCAAAAGUUCGUGUACUUCUUAGGACAGUUAGUAAAUAUCGCGUUAGCUUUGUACAAAUGUCAAUCGAUGGGUUUAUUGCCGACGCACGCGUCCGACUGGCUAGCGUUUGUGGAGCCGCAAACAAGGGUGGAAUACUCUGGUGGAGGUUUCAUAUAUGUUUGAUGCAAAUACAAUCAGUUAAUAUUGUAAGUACUCGAUAUACGCGUCCGACAAAUGCGAUCGUGAAAAUAGUUAAGUUAUACUGUGCGCGUGUCGCAUUUAAAUAUUGUUUAUUAAAGAAAAUAAAAGUAUGGAAAAAUAAGUGGCUGUCUCUUUGUACAUAUGAAUAUAUAUACAAGUAGAAAUAUUUCUUGGAAAAUAUAGCUAAAUGUUACAUUUAGAUCAUAUCAGUAAUGGCAUUAUUCAUUUUUUCUUCUAGUAUUGGAAGUGGUUAUGCUUAGGAGUAAUGUACAAUUAUGCUAUGGCUUCUUCUUAUUUUCUUCUAGAAACUGAAGUACUCGUUGAUAUAUUUUUGCUGGUUCGUCCACACGUGGAAUCUAUAAAAUGAAAAUAAAUUAGCUUCAAGAAAUAGCAAAGUACUUGUCGUAUCAAGAAUUUUAUAUUGCACACAUGAAAAAGAAAGUACUGACAUAGUGAUUUGUAAUUUCAUUGUAUGGAAAAUAAUUAGUCAAUUAUAAAAGCA